Messenger RNA from Morone saxatilis (striped sea-bass), 710 nucleotides. Its product is annotated as junctophilin-1-like. The transcript has a single exon. Gene Ontology annotation, cellular component: plasma membrane; junctional membrane complex; endoplasmic reticulum membrane. The record is from RefSeq and is a predicted model, not a curated record. The coding region runs from base 276 to 695 and encodes 139 amino acids. NCBI's taxonomy places the organism in Eukaryota, Metazoa, Chordata, Actinopteri, Moronidae.
UCAAUUCAGAGAGAGGAGAGAGUGUCUUCCAGAAUUCAGCAGUUGUGGAGCGACUCUGGCAGCCGUGGCGGCCGCCUCUCACCCUCCCACGUACCGCUUUCACUAACCAACAGAGCGUUGCUGAUGCACCCAGCCGCUAUCACUCCCCGUUCCCAAGCUCAUUUUCCCAUUGGGGCUUCCCCGUCAACAUUAUCUCGCAUCCGAAAACAACUCGCACACUCUGGAAAUCUUAAUAAGCCCCCGAGUAGUAGGCUACUUUUACUCUCCGUUUCUGAAUGACGGGUGGUCGAUUCGACUUUGACGAUGGUGGCACCUACUGUGGAGGCUGGGAGGACGGCAAAGCCCACGGGCACGGUGUGUGCACCGGACCCAAGGGCCAGGGCGAGUAUUCGGGCUCGUGGUCCAACGGUUUUGAGGUGGUUGGCGUCUACACCUGGCCCAGCGGGAAUGUGUACCAAGGCUACUGGGCACAAGGGAAACGCCACGGACUCGGCGUAGAAACGAAGGGUAGGUGGAUUUACCGGGGAGAGUGGACUCACGGAUUCAAGGGUCGGUACGGAGUUCGACAGAGCCUGAACACACCGGCCAGGUACGAGGGCACCUGGAGUAACGGGCUGCAGGAUGGAUAUGGCGUGGAGACGUACGGUGAUGGAGGUGAGAGGAAACAUUUUUCAUUGUUAAAAAAUAUAUAUUAAUAUUGUCUAUUUUUA